AUGAAUUACUUGCGGAAAAUAAAAAAGUACAGAGAAGAAAAUAGACUUAUAAUUUAUACGGAUGAAUCAUACGUCCAUUCCUCGCAUGAACUUAUAAAAGAAAAAGUUAAUGCCAAGGGUGUCGACGAGUGGCGAAAUAUCUGCGGCAAAGUUAAACAAUUAGAAGACGAUUAUCGCAAAAGUGAUCAUAUAGAACACCAAAUAACAGAAGAAUUAUUCAUUCGAGUGGGGCAAGAUUCGGACAGUGAUGCGAGUGAUUCCGCUGACACUGAGCAGGAUGGUGAGUCAGUCCCAGGAUCAAAUUAUGAAGAGCUGAUCCUGGGAUCAUCUGAUCCUGCUGAUCCUCGGGUAUUUUCAUUCGAUAUACCUGGAAUACCGCCUUUAAGUAACAGCGAUUAA
Molecule: messenger RNA, 399 nt
Organism: Parnassius apollo (apollo)
Lineage: Eukaryota; Metazoa; Arthropoda; Insecta; Lepidoptera; Papilionidae
Source: the annotation of a GenBank genome assembly